AUGCUAAAAGGCCUAUCAAAUAUUCAUGAGGGGGGUAUUAUCCACCGUGAUUUUCAUAGUGGAAAUAUUUUGACAGAUAAAAAUAGAGAAGUUGCCAUAGGUGAUUUAGGAUUAAGUAAAUCGGCUGCUGAAGGUGAAGAUGACGAAAUAUAUGGAAUAAUUCCUUAUGUGGCCCCAGAGGUACUUCAAGGGCAAAAAUAUACAGAAGCAUCAGAUAUUUAUAGUUUUGGUAUGAUUAUGUGGGAAUAUAUGACAGGCAGAAGACCUUUUUGGGAUCGUGCUCAUGAUACUGAGCUGAUUAUUGAUAUUUGUGAUGGCUUACGUCCUCCAACAAUUGAUAUUGUAGCACCUGAAGGUUAUAUUGAGUUGAUGAAAGAAUGCUGGGAUCCUGAUCAAAAGCCAAUCUAUGGUUUUAUAUCAAUGGUUGAGGUCCCAAAUUGA
This is a messenger RNA of Funneliformis geosporum, 441 nucleotides long. Lineage: Eukaryota; Fungi; Glomeromycota; Glomeromycetes; Glomerales; Glomeraceae. The record is from the annotation of a GenBank genome assembly.